AUGAGUGAAGCAUGCCGGCAUGAGUAUAUUCGCAGCCGGAAGUUGCUGCAGAGUUCAUUUCCACCGAACAUCUUUCAAACAUCCCAUAUAUCCGCCUCCGAGCAUGCCUUCGUGUGCGCCGUUUUCUGCGCCUAUUCUGAUCAUCAUCACUUGACGAUACGGCCUGAAGAUGUGUGGUUCUCUAUUCUGACGCAACUUGGUUUCUUUGUCAAUCGACACGCAGAGGAACUGCGAUCUUUUUUUGUGACCCAUGAGGGGCAAAGAGAGAUUGAAGUUAUCGAUGCGGGUGACUUUGGUGACUUUGGUGCCUUGGCCUUGCUGAUGACUCGGAUGAUGGAGAAGAAUUUGGUGGAUGAGGAAUUGCGGACCUGGGUCAUGCCAGAAUUUACCACCACAACCGAAUCCGACCGUGUUGUCGCAGCUGUUUUGAUGAUGGGUUCCGUACAGAAGUACUUCACGUACAGAGUGAGGACCUCGUGUGGAAUUCCAUCUGUCACUUUGCUAGGCGAACGAAAGGAUUGGAUACUUCUUUUGGAGAAGCUUGAGAAAAUCUAUCAGCUAGGGGACGAACCUGCGCGAUUUGCCCAGCUUCUCCGGCCAGUUCUUAAUCAUUUUGUCGCUUCUUUUGACAAUCCAAACUCACCCGAAGUACUGAAUUUCUGGAGCGGAAGUUGCCAUGAGCGCCACUUCGGCAGUGGAACAGCCUACUUGGGCGGCUGGAUCUCAGUCUUCUGUUUUUGGGAUGCAGAUGGAAAGUUGUUGCACCAAGAAACGAUGCAUCCCAAUCACUCGCGGGAUUUCGAGGCCCGUAACACUGAUCUGGGCUUGGAUGACGCUGUGUCACGCCGUGUCAACAUGGAUGAUAUUCCAACUGGCUUCUCCGCUGUUCCAGUCACUGUGGAAGAAAAUGGGCAUCAAUAUGACACUAUGGUAGUAGCUGGGCUAGUAGGCAUCCAAGCUACAUCAAGUGAAGUUGCUUCGAUUCCUUCAAUACAUGAGAACAAUGGGGAUUCAUCAGGGGAAUUUCGUCUUGAUUCUAUCCAACCGUUGUCAGGAUGGUGGAUGUGUGAAACAGAGCGUCAGGAGACUGUCGAACAGCUCAGCAGUGAGAUUCAGAAUGUUGAGGAUGACAUACCGAGGAAUGUCGUGUCGAAUGUCCAAGCAGAUUUUGGAAUGGAAGCGGUCAACAGGCCUGACGAACUCACAGCUUUCUGA
This is a messenger RNA of Penicillium odoratum, 1215 nucleotides long. Its product is annotated as DUF4419 domain-containing protein. The record is from RefSeq and is a predicted model, not a curated record. Bases 1 to 1215 code for a protein of 404 amino acids. NCBI's taxonomy places the organism in Eukaryota, Fungi, Ascomycota, Eurotiomycetes, Eurotiales, Aspergillaceae. The transcript has a single exon.